AUAAAGUGUGUCAACAAUCUACCAACAAUAUGAGUGGUCAUGUUCGUGAGGAAAUCCCCAUUUUUUUCUAUGUCUAUGCAUGUGUUAGUGUGGGCGAAGAGGAAGUGAAUGGUUGCAUAUAUAUAUAGUAAUCCCAAGCAGCAGUCAACAGCACAAAGCCCUCACUGGAGAAAAAGAUGAAGCUGGAAUCUGUUGUCAAAGCCUUAGGAUCUCUGUGUCUACUGCUUGCAGAUGGAUUUCCAGGUACAGUAUGUUUUAUGGCUGAAGACUUCAUUUUUAUGCAUUUAGAUUUUGUGCUAACCUUAAUUUGUUUUACAGUUUCUGAGGAUGAAUCUCCAGAGAUCAUUGGGCCACAUCGCGUCCAAAUAAAAGCUCAUCCAGGAGAGCAUCUGUUCCUUCACUGUGAAGCGUUUGCAAACUGUGAAGCUGAUAUGACAAUCAUAUACUGGCUCGUCAACGGCUCUUUCCCCGAAGAAACGCCCAGCAGUGGCAGAAUAGUGGAAUCAGAGGAAACCGCCAUAGACGAGGGCACAAUCCUACAGAAGAGUUUGCUGUUGAAGAACGUCACAAAAGAGGACCUCAAAUCCACCUUCACCUGUGUUGUGACCAACGCAGCUGGAACGGACCAAAAGCACACAACGUUAGUGACAUCACGCAGAGAUUGUAAUGCGGGAAAACACAAAAAACACUGAAUGUUAACUGCAGUAAGAAGUGUAACU
This is a messenger RNA of Morone saxatilis (striped sea-bass), 719 nucleotides long. RefSeq names its product interleukin-1 receptor type 2-like. Bases 177 to 692 code for a protein of 171 amino acids. The transcript is spliced from 4 exons. Lineage: Eukaryota; Metazoa; Chordata; Actinopteri; Moronidae. The record is from RefSeq and is a predicted model, not a curated record.